CGGGGGGGUGAAGCUGGAAUAUGGCCCCUCCUGUUGGAUGGGUUGGGCUUCGAUCAGUUUCCUGCAGCCGAUGCACUCCGCUUUGGUUGAGCUGCAGAGAUCCUGAGCACAGAGCCGGGGAUCGGAUCAUAAGAGGCGGAAUACCGGAGAGGGAAGGAGGCUGCGAGGACGGAGCUCCUCUCCCCUGAUCCCCGGACACCCUGCACCCGAGGGGCCCGGCUACUUUCUCUGGACUGGUAGCGGCUGAUCGCAGCGCCCUGGCUCAGAAGGUGAUCCCCUCCUCUCCUCUGAGGAUGUCUCGGAAGGUGCAGAGGGGCGAGGUGUGUGCGGACUGCAGUGCCCCAGAUCCUGGCUGGGCUUCCAUUAACCGCGGUGUGCUGAUAUGCGAUGAAUGCUGUAGUGUACACAGAAGUUUAGGUCGACACAUCUCAAUUGUAAAACACCUCCGGCACAGUGCAUGGCCGUCAUCCUUGUUACAGAUGGUGCACACAUUGGCCAGUAAUGGAGCAAACUCAAUAUGGGAGCACUCUCUUCUAGACCCAGCACAGGUCCAGAGCGGUCGCCGUAAAGCCAACCCACAAGACAAGCUUCACCCUACGAAGUCAGAGUUUAUCCGUGCCAAGUAUCAAAUGCUUGCAUAUGUGCACAAGCUACCCUGCCGUGACGAUGACGGAGUGACUGCCAAAGACCUUAGCAAGCAACUCCACUCCAGCGUGAGGACGGGGAACCUGGAAACCUGCUUACGUCUGCUGUCUCUUGGGGCACAAGCCAAUUUCUUCCACCCGGAAAAAGGGACCACCCCGCUGCAUGUUGCAGCUAAAGCUGGACAAAGCCUACAGGCUGAGCUACUGGUAGUAUAUGGAGCUGAUCCUGGGGCCCCAGAUGUGAAUGGUAGAACACCCAUUGACUAUGGCAGGCAGGCGGGACACCAUGAUUUGGCAGACAGAUUGGUGGAGUGUCAGUAUGAGCUGACGGACAGACUAGCCUUCUACCUCUGUGGGAGAAAACCAGAUCAUAAAAAUGGACAUUAUAUAAUUCCUCAGAUGGCUGACAGUUUGGAUUUGUCAGAACUCGCAAAAGCUGCCAAAAAGAAGCUACAGGCGCUCAGUAACAGACUCUUUGAAGAGCUUGCCAUGGACGUUUACGAUGAAGUCGAUCGAAGAGAAAAUGAUGCAGUCUGGCUGACAACGCAGAAUCACAGCACACUGGUGACAGAGCGCAGUGCGGUGCCUUUCCUGCCCGUUAACCCUGAGUACUCUGCAACCAGGAAUCAGGGGCGUCAGAAACUGGCACGCUUCAAUGCUCGUGAAUUUGCAACACUGAUCAUAGAUAUCCUAAGUGAAGCCAAGAGGCGACAACAAGGCAAAACAUCAGUGAUAAUCACAGACAACCUUGACUAUUCUUUGAGGAACAACAUCAAUGACUGUGAUGACCAGCACGACUAUGACAGUGUAGCUUCUGAUGAAGACACAGACCAGGAGCUGCUGAGGAACUCCAGAAACAACAGAGCCAGGAGCAUGGAUUCCUCAGACCUGUCAGAUGGCCCUAUUACUUUGCAAGAGUAUCUGGAAGUAAAAAAAGCCCUUGCAACAUCUGAUGCCAAAGUACAGCAGCUAAUGAAAGUGAAUAAUAACUUAAGUGAAGAGCUACGCCGACUUCAGAGAGAGAUUCAGAAAUUGCAGUCGGAGAACUCACAGAUCCGACAUCAGACAGGCCCGUCACCCCCUCCUCCAACAAACCCUGAGCGAGCAGAGCACCCACUACCUGCUGCCCACCGGCGAGACCGGCAAGCCUUCUCUAUGUAUGAGCCAGGAUCAGCACUUAAACCAUUUGGACAAUCCACUGAUGAUAUUAGCAAUCGACUUCAGCCAUUUCACUCAGGGAUCCGGAAAGGCAUCUCUGCCUCUUCUGUGCCCUUCCCCCCUCUGUCCUCCCCUCUGUUCUCUGGACCUCCGGACAAUACCCGGAACAUGCCUGCCAAGGCAGAUCGGCAUGGCAGUGGAGCAGACAGUGACUAUGACAAUACCCAGACUACAGAAACUAGUAGCGGUAUGGAAGGACGAAGGUUCCUGGAUUUGUCUCGAGAUGAGGAUUUCCAUGCAGAUUCUGAGGACGUGGAGGUAGAAUUGGACUCAACAUUGCCCAGUACGGAGGAUGUAAUCCUGAGGACUGAACAAGUAACCAAAAACAUUCAGGAGCUCCUCAGAGCUGCACAGGAGUUCAAGCAUGACAGUUUUGUUCCUUGUUCUGAAAAGAUUCACUCAGCAGUAACAGAAAUGGCAUCACUAUUCCCAAAGAAGCCAGCACUGGAGACGGUACGGUCUUCCUUGAAAUUGCUCAACGCCAGCGCUUACCGGCUGCAAAGUGAAUGCCGCAAGACUGUGCCGCCAGAGCCUGGGGCCUCUGUGGACUACCAGCUUCUGACACAGCAGGUCAUCCAGUGCGCUUACGACAUUGCCAAGGCUGCCAAACAGCUGGUCACUAUCACCACCCGGGAGAAGAAGCAGUGACCUUUGUGUGGACUGAACAUCUUGUGUCCUUCACUAGAGGGCACAUUUUCUUUUGUAAUGUCGUAGCUGCCAAGACUUCCAUAAGACACCGAGGACUCUCCAUAACCUUGGAUGAGACUGAGGCGUCUACACUCCUGGCAACCAACGUGAGAGUUGCACUUCAGGCAACCAAAUGUUAAAUCUUCAGUCCCCCUCAUCAGCAACAUAAUGUAGACAUGCCCUGCCUUUUUACUUUCUUGACUUGUAGAGCGUAUUCAUUUCCAAAACACUGCACACAUGUACAUAUGUGUGUAUAAACCAUAUAUAGUUACUUUUAAAACGUGUGUGGUUGUAGGAAUUGUCUUGUGGUAGGAGGGUCAGUCACACUUCUUGUGAUUGUUAUCUAUGGGAGAGAAGCAUAAAGGCUCAUAGCAUAUGAGCUCAGCCAAAUGUGUUUUACUAUAUAAUGUUUACAUAAUGGAUCCAUGGGUUUUGAGCUCACUGGAUUAUAAAGCACAAUGAUAUCUGGUCCAUGGAUGGUAAGGGUGAUGUGUACAUGAUACUUUUGCUCCCAACGGUAGCUAGAUGUUACAUCUACAAAAAAAAAACAUUUCUAUGGCGUAAUUAAGGACGGAAUCCAUCAUGAGAUAAUUUAUGCAUAUUCAGAAAACUGUUGUUAUUGCCGUAUUUACCCCUUUGCACUGCAGGAUGUAUCAUAGUGCUUCAAUUAUUUGUAAAUAAAAAAAAUGGCCGAUCUGCAGCUCACAACACAUACACUGAAUUAUAUUCAGAUAUACAAAGUAAUAUAUUGUGCAGAUUUCAGGGCUAUGACUAAGCUAUUUGCAGGGAUUUCAUCUCUGCCUGGCCUACUGCUUUUUUGUUUUUUUGUUGGCUAGGGGGACUGUGAUAGACUGUACAUCUCAGAGCAACAUGAUAAAUAAGGCGCCUGUCAUUCACAGCUGUGUUCAUGUACCCCAUAGCUUAGAGUGGAUGUAAUUAUCAAGUGUAAUCUGCUGCAUGCUAUGGGGCAGCGCAAACUGAACACUUUGACACAUUACCAUCCUACUUGGUGUCAGCCAGUCCCUGUGCUACAUUGCUGUGUGUGAAAGGGUGUUUGUGAAUAAACGAAUGUGGCCAACCUAGACUUACACUGGAAACUAUGUAUAUAUAUGUAUGUACACAUAUAUAUAAUAUAUUAUAAACAUCUCUUUUUGUUAUUGGGCUGGUAAGGUGCUUAAUGUAGAAGACUGUUUAAGUAUUUGGUCUGUAACCACUUAAAGCUCAUUUUAAAAGCAGGCUGCUGCCUAAAGUGGAAUUCCAGCUAAACUUAAAUCUACUCCCACCCCCAUUCUAAGUCCAUUCAAUCUAUGCUGUAAAAGAAAAGAUGUGUAUACUUAAAUAUUCAGAACCCGCUCUGGUCACAUGAUCAAGCCACAGCCACAGCGCCAGCUUCAGUGUAGAGGAGAGGCAGGAACAAUGGCUGCAUAACCUGGGUAAUGACACCACCUAAAGGCUUACUGUGGGGCAUCCGUUCUCCGCUGUCCCUCCUCUACACUGAAGCGGAUGCUGGGACUCAAUCCUGACUGGAGCAGAGGGCUUCAGAAUAGGUAAGUAUAGGCAUUUCUUCCUUCAGGGUACAAAGAAUAGUCUUAGAAUGGGGUUGGAAGUAGGUUUAAGCUUUAUUAGCAUUUGUAUGAUUUGGAAUUCUACUUUAUAUGGCCUAAACACUGAGAAUGCUGGAAAAGAACAUUCUGCAAGCAAAAUGCUUAUAUUCCACAAAGUAGCACAGCGCCGUUGGGUCUAGCCUGCAAUGGCAAUAUUAGCAAGGAGUUUCUCCUUUUAGUGAAUUUUAAAUAAAAUGACUUAGUCCUGUGUUUACUACAUGUGUGCAGUAAAUGUCACAAGUCUUUAGUCUUCCUGAGCUCUCCUCCAUUCUUUGCACUGAACUUUUCUUUGUGCUCCCUGACCUUGCAGAGAGGGAUGCUCCAUAGAUCUGCGACAUGCCUUGAUUGUGAUUUUGCAAGAUACUAAGAAGUAUCCAGCUCCGUCAAUAAACUAGUGCAUUGUGCACUAACCAAUUGCAUCCAAGAUGGUUACUUCAAGUUACUGCACUUUAUACACUGCUGUUUGCCUUUUAAUUAAAUGCAAAACUACAUGUAUUCCUGUAACAAAGUGAAUCUGUCAAGCAGCAGUGAAAUAUCUCUUUGAGAAGCCUCAGGUUUAAGUUGUACUUCUUGGGCAGCAUAUGCAUAUAUCUGAUGACACAUGUGCCUGUAGGGUCAUUGAAAUUAUUUGAAGCUAUGUAUUUAUAGCUGUAGCCUCAGAAUAUACAUUUUACUUAAUGUUUUGUCUUUGCAGAGCUGCCUUGGUGCAAAGUAGCUAUAAAAAUAGAUUUUCUCAAAGCAUGCCCAAAACACUUGCAUUACAAUGACUAGGCCUACUCAUUAGUGCUCAGGCACUAGACCUUGCAUUAUAGGUUAGAAGGAGGUGUGCUUAAUCUAUACUGUUAUGGAGACAAAUCAGAUGACCUAUAGACGGUGCUGAAUGGACUAAACCUGAAGCAAAAGGUAUGUGCUGACAGCUCAUACUGUUACCUACCUCCUAAAGUUGUAAUAGUUUUGUUGCCCAAGUUCAUUGAAAAGAAACUGAGAAUGAAAACAUGGGAGCUACCUUUACUGUCUUGUUUUAAUAGUUCAAGCUCUGUGUAUGUAAUCUGACCUGGAACAAAUAUGUGAGACAGGAUUUCAAACGUUCGUGACUGCACACCAGUUUCAGGACAGUGACUCGGGUAGUAAUGCCAGAAGCUAAACAAUGGCUUAUUUUAAAGAAUAAUUCCAGGCAUUGGUAAUGGUAUACACAGCUUGGACCAGUGAAUUUAUGUGUAUACCAUGCUUGGCUGAUGACCCUGGAAGCUGAAAGUCCCUGAACAAGACACCACUACUUCUGUGAUCUCUACUUGCUUCCAGGUCCCACGCUGCGUGGCUGUUCUCCUGCAUUGUAAACACAGGUGAUCACCUGUUUGUCAUGGCUGCCAUUCAGAGAAUGCUUUGCAUUUUCUGAAUGAAUGCAGAGCAUUUUCUGAUUGGACGAAUUGAAGAGCGUGACAUCAUCACUCCACCCCAUUCAAUCAGAAAAUUCCCUUUAAAAAUUGCUAUGUCGGCCAUCCUCCUGUUCUCACAAUGCAUCAGACCAGCCACAAGUGGAGAUCAUUGUAUUGGUGGUGUCUAUGGAUAUAGUGAUUUUCAGCUUCUAGGGGCAUUAGCCAGGUAUGGUGUAUACUGUACAGAGUCUGAAAGCAUGCAACUGUAUAAAAUACAGAUGCCUGGAAUUUUUUUAAAACAAGCUAGCAAUGUUAACUCCACCAUUUCUCUUUAAAUUAUGCCAAGUAAUUGGAGAAUGGCAGUUUCUAUCUAUGCUUUCUCAAACUGGUAUUUUGCUUUACGACACAUUCCCUAUAAAGUCCUUAGAGUAUGUGUAGCUAAUAUGUAGUGCUAUUCUUCACACUAUAUAAAUAUAGCACUUCAAUGACCACUGUUACAUGUAGCCCUAAAUGAGAAGCUUGGUGUGUAUUUCUAAUAGUACCCAACCUCCUCCCUAAGGACAGGUUAAAAAUAAAAGACCUCAAUGGUUUGAAGGUGGCACAUUGCAACUUGUGGAAUGUUUGCCACUAUAGCCAGCGAUUCACAUUUCUUUUUUUUUUAGGGCUCCCUGGUUGAGCACUCCAGCUUUGGGUGAAACUGUGCCCCAAUUAUACAGAUUGUAUGCUCGUCUGCAUCCAGUUCUGUGUGAUACUGGCCUUAGACACCUAGUGGUGAUACAGCUGAAUAGUCUUUAGUGCGGUAAAAUUGUAUAAAUAAAUUGUUAGGCAUUGUCUGUAAAUCUCUUCUCCAAUCCUAUCUGCAGCUAGAACACCUCCCAACCUACUGACAGGUUGGGCAUUUUUCAUCAUUCAUCCUUUUUCCAUUUUGCUGCUGGUUCUAAAGUUGCCUAUCUGUAAAUUCCAACUAGCAAGUUUUUGUUUUGAAGCUAAAAAUGCCAUACUCUGCUUAUACUGUGGUCCUUGAGACCUCGGUGGUGGGUGUUCUAUGUAAAAAGAAUCGUAAUGUACAUUUGUAUCAAAUUAAACAACUAACACUC
Messenger RNA from Rana temporaria (common frog), 6626 nucleotides. RefSeq names its product GIT ArfGAP 1 (gene GIT1). NCBI's taxonomy places the organism in Eukaryota, Metazoa, Chordata, Amphibia, Anura, Ranidae. Gene Ontology annotation, biological process: brain development; regulation of ARF protein signal transduction. The coding region runs from base 294 to 2510 and encodes 738 amino acids. Gene Ontology annotation, molecular function: GTPase activator activity; protein binding. The record is from RefSeq and is a predicted model, not a curated record. The transcript has 20 exons.